AUGAAGAUGGCAGGCAAGAGCCCGAGCUCAAGAGAGAUGCAGCAGCACGACACUGCGGUGACGCUCCUCGAGUUUUUCCACACAGGCGAGUUCGACGGCCGCAUGCGGCUGAGCACGGAGAAGGCCGAGCGCUGCUCGGCGACGUUGGAGCAGUUCCGGCAGCUGGACAAGGAGGAUAUGCUGAAGACACUCGGUUACUGGGCCAGGGCGGGCAUUUUGAAGGUGUGA
Molecule: messenger RNA, 228 nt
Organism: Sparassis crispa
Lineage: Eukaryota; Fungi; Basidiomycota; Agaricomycetes; Polyporales; Sparassidaceae
Exons: 1
Coding region: 1-228 (75 amino acids)
Source: RefSeq, a predicted model, not a curated record